AGCUGGGUCUAAGAAGUAAUAAAAAAAGAAGGUAAUUGUCCAGUUUAGGUGCCCAACUUUACAACAUUAAACUUGUAAUUAGUGACAAUAAGCACUUUAUUUAAGCAUAAAAAUGAAACAGUAUGAAAAUCAACUUGUUUAGUUAUCAGCAACUGUAGCCGGCAGAAUGUGUUAUAGUUCUUGAAUUUGUUCAGAAUGAUAAAAUCAUGGAUGUGUAAUUGCUAGUGCAGCUAAAAGAACAGUGUCUAAUUUUAAGACCUACAGAUACAAACAUAAAAUGUUAAAACAAAAUGUAGGAAUAGGGUGAUACAAAAUGAUGAAAACCUUUCAUUUGAAACUUAAAAAAUAUAAAUGAUUUUAUUGAUAAUUAAAUGCAUUCCAAGAUUUAUGUGAUUAUUAUUUAUGAAAACUACAAUCCAAAAAUGUGCAUGACUUAAAAACUCUCUUUCUUUAGCUUUGAAUAAAACCUAUCAAAACUCUUAUUCUUUAGCUUUGAAUAAAACCUAUAUAACACAACCCAUUUAUUGUGGUCAGCCACCGACAUUUCAGGAAUUCUGAUUUUGUAAUCCUCUUUAAUAAAACAUUCAUUUGCAUUUUAAUGUUAUCAGAAUAUCAGUUAUGUUAUCUGCCAAAGGAAUUGGAAUAGCUUCAGGCCGAAACAUUGUUCAAACAAAAGAAAAGCAAGAUUCUUUAUGGUAUUUUCUGCAAUAGUAUUUUAGCUGUUUUGAGCAACUAAGUAACUAAGUAAAUUGCCUCUGGAAUUUUCUCAGGUGUCUUCAUUCUUUUGCUAAAUGAUAAAGACUAUUCCUUGAUUGAAUUUUAAAGCUCAUUCAACAAGUGGUGUGGGACAAAUGUGACUGUGUUUUGUGUUUAAUGACUGCUUAAAAUGUUAGGUUCCAUACUUAACUUGCUAUAAUAUGUCUGCAAACUAAACCCUAGGAACAAGAAUUAUUUUCACCACAAGACUAUUUUAACCUCAGUUUCAAGUAAAUUUUGCAGUGUAGAGUAUAAAUGAGGCCGGAAAGCGUUUCCUUUACACUUAUUUCCUUCUAAAAUAGACAGCUCGACAUUUGAUGCAUGCUUUAAUUCCUCUAUUGCUGCCACAUUUUGUUCCAAACAUCUUAAACAUUAUCUUCACCAACUUUUCUUUUAUAUAAAAAUGUAUCCAAUGGAUACAAAAUUUAAAAUUAAAAUUUCAUUAAUAAACACCUCAAUAAACAGUGACUUUUAAAAAAAAAAGUAAGUUCAAUUUUAACAAUUUUGAAACAUCAAAAUCUUUUCAUUAGCAAUAAUGAGUCUGAAUAAUCCCAAGUUGCACUCCAUAAGAAACCAUGAAAACUAAUGCAUGGGGCUAAAAUUAAAAUUUAAGAUCAACCAAAUUAGAAAAUAGGAAGUGCAUUUAGCGCAGAAGAAAUUUAGAAUGAUUUAGCCCUUAAAAAAUUCGAAACUGGUGUGUUUCUCUCCAGGAAAGGAAAGGAUACAGAGUAACAUUGCAUGAUCCGUAUUUAUGAUCCACUCCUUUGAUGUCUAAAUCAUUAUUGCAUAUUUUUGCGUGACACAUCUACAACCUGCAGGUGACACACUACUGUGUUGCCACCCACAGCUUGGAAAGCACAGCAAUAGUGUUUCACCGAUUAUAAAAUCAUCCGUUUACCAAAUAAUUGGUUUGCAAUUAAGCAGAUAUUUGUUUUUUAUUUGGCUUUGAAAUGCCUAUAAUAGGGGUGAAAUUAUUUAAUGUUGUUAAUUUAUUACAUUAUUACAUUAUUGUAUAAUGACCGAAAAUUAAAAUAUAUAAUUAUAUAAUAUGACAUAAUAAAUCACAAUUAUAGAGUUAAGAUUUGGAGUACUUCAGUAGGUCCCAAUGUGGAGGGCGUAUACUGCACUUGGGACAAUUUGAAGAUUAUGUGGGGAUAUAAGGACUGACAGGUAUGGAUGUAUUUACAUAUCAAGGGGCAGCAGAGUAAGACGGGACCUCUUUCUUUUUUAACUCCUCGGCAUGGGUCAAAAUUUUUUAAAAUUUCUGUGUAAAACUGAUGUAAAAUCUAGAAAAUUUAUUUUGUAUUAACCAUUGACGUAGUUAUUCUCCUAACGUUGACUAGUACGCAGACUAUAUUUUAUUAAGCCCAUUAUACUACCUGUGCUUAUUUAACUAGGCCUAAGUAAAAAUUAAUAAUAAAUAUAGGUCCACUAUGAUUGAUUAAUAUUAGGCACCAAUAAAAAAAAAGUAUACAUUUUUUAGACGCACUUAUGGUUAAAACUAAAAUAUAGAAAAUAAUAAACUCUGUCGUAUAGGCCUACUUACUACUAGAUUAAUUAAUGCAAGCAGCCUAGAUAGAGUGUUGAACUCAGUAUUUUUUAGGGUUAUCAGGGGUCUCAAACUUGUGGUUUGGCUUCUAAGCUUUUAUCCUGGCAUUGUAGCCCACUACCAUUAAGUCUAAGUUAUCCCUGACACAUGGCAUUGUUACAAUGUAACACAAUAAUCUUUAAUUCCGAGGGAUGAUGAUCCAUUCAAUGGCAUUCACAAAAUCUAGAAUCAAAUAAUAUUCCAUCAGUAGCGCUAAUUCUAAGUUGCCGCAUAAACUAAUCAGACCACAUUUUGAUGAUGACUAUGAUGCAACUUUAUAUUGUAGCUGUUACCUGAGGCUGAGCGAACAUCCCGAAGAUGCAUAACUCAAGUUUAUUUUUCUUUCCCAGAUGUCUCUUUUUACGAAUCCCAAUAUUUUUAGUGUGAGGGUGAAAUAAUCAAGAUUGAUAAUUAUGACCUUUGAAAUAUGGCUUCAUCAUCUAAGAAAAUAAAGCUGCUGGAAGAAAAAGAGUAUUCCGGUUUAAGUGGGCGGCGAAUAUGUAAUUUGUCACAGAGGCCAAAGGUAAAGUUCAAUGUGUUAAUUUGCCUUCAAACAAUAGCUGUGCUGAGAGUGAAAGAAUAUUAGAUUCCUUAACAAUGCACAGUGAGAUGUUGAUGUCAUCACAAGCAACACAAGAGAGAAGAAAGGCAAGAACUUGAACUGAAAUUAGCUUUAUCAAAUACAAGACUAAUUUCUUUGCAGCAAGCCAAAGAAGAUGCAGUAAUGACAAGCUUUCUAAUAAGUAAAAAUAUUGCUGAACCAUCAAACCCUUUAAUUUACAACAGGUCUUUUUCCUUGUGUCUGUUAAAAAAACUGAAAUUUUUUGUUUCGAUGAUCAUGACUUAUUUCAAGAAAAAAGCUUUUCUGCUUAUCUGCUAUUACAGAAUUAAGGAGCUAGCAGGCAACGAAAACUAACUACUGAUUUGAAAGAUUAGAAACCUUUUAAAAACAUUUUGACAAGAGUACACAUUUUUGUACCGGUACAAUACUUCACCAUGUGAAAAGUUUCUUAACUGGCACAGACGUCAACGCAAAUGUAACAGAAGAGUUUGCAGACUUAGUUCCACUGAGGGGUACCACCAAACUACUUUGAGAUCACUCAAGUAGUUCCAUUGAAGGGUACCACUGCUCAACUCUUACAUCACUCAAGAACUAGAGAAAUACAUAGGAAAAAGUAACACAUCUAUUAAGCUCUCAUUUUCUCAACUGGGGAGUCACAUAUUAAUUGUCUUCAGUCUGCUGUCAGGGUGAUUUGAGUUAGAGACCCCUGAAGUGUAGGCUAAAUAAUAUAGUAAUAGUAUUAUGUAAUACUAUGUUUGUGUUUUGAACAAUAAAUAAAUGACCUAGUGUCUGUUGUAAGAGGUGCUUCAUUAGUGCUUCACCAUUAGUUUACACCAAAAAAAAGCAACAUAUUGCAUAAGAAAUGAGAUAAUAAAAAUAUUAAACAUACGGUACCGUAAAAAAGAUUUUAUUUAUAACAUUUUUAAAACAAUCAAUAAUCACCACUUGAGACACUCUGGAUUUGAUACAAAACAUUUCGUUUCAUUUACCUUAAGUCUUAAGUUACUUUCACUUAAUCAUUUAUAUUUAUAACCACCUGAUACAAACAUUCUGUAGCCCACUUAAAAUUACUGUUCACAAAUUUCAAAAACAGGUCUUUGAGCCCGGCCCAACCAUGUCUCAAGAUGGCAGCGAUGUGGACAACGAGAAUGUUCAGAAUGUAAGUAGAAGUAGAAUAAAUGAAACUUUAAAAUAGGUGAUUGCACUAGAGCAAAUGCUUGCAAACUUGUUGAGCUUAUCAAUAUCUCAAAAUACGUCUGUUAUCCCCAAAUGUUGUGAAGGUGGCACAAUACCUUUUUAUUUAAAAUUAUUCUCACAAUUAAAAAAUACACUAGAAAAAUUAAUGUGUACGGGUAUGAAACUUCCCACCAAAAUAAAGGGCAACAACAAAUAUAAAAAUACUUAAGAAAAUAGCACAUUUCCUCAUUUAAUUCAGAAAGAAAACUUUUAUUGUUGCAGUUAGCAUUAAAGUACUUUCUGUGGCCAGGAGAAUGCAGUGUGGUGAGCUCAUUGCUCACGUCUGUUGAAACCAUCAUUACUUUACAAACAUUGUAUUAUCACAGAAUGUAUUUACCCGGUACAAAAAAUUUGUGAAAAUCUUUUUAUGAUUUUUUUCCCCCUGUUAUUUUUUUAAGAGACAGCAUAGACUCUUUGAAGUUGCUUUCCAAAGCUGGAAGUCGGGACUUUACACGGAUGUUACGUUUUUGAUUGAUCAGGAGAAAUUCCCAGCUCAUCGGCUAGUCAUGGUGGCCUUGUCAGAUUACUUCUCAGCUUUGUUUAAGGUAAUUCUAUUUUUUUGAAAUUCAGAUUUAAAUAUUACUCAUGUAAGUGAGCAGAUAAAAAAACUUGUAAAAAUUCAGCUUUAACAUCAGCAAUUUAAAAUUCUUAAGUCAUAUUUCCUGCUCUUAUUUUUUAAAAAAUCAUAACAAUAUUUUAAAUAAUAUAUAUUUUUUAAAAAAACACAUAGUGGUAAAAAUAUUUUUCAUUUAGUGCACGUUGGGUUGACUUUUUCGGAUAAAAAAUUUUUUAAACUAAAAAUGCCAUGUUUAAAAGAAAAUAAGAAUAAUACGAAUAAGCUAUACUAAAGAUCAAGCUUCACUAAUACUAAAUUUUUAAAAACGGUUAUGAAAUAUGUUGCUCAUUGUCUUGGCGAAGUGUUUUUUAUUUUUCUUAUUUCAUUCUAAAUUUCGGUAUAUGAUAUGUUUUUGUGUGAGAGUCAUUUGUUUAAAGUAACCAACUUCACCCUUUGAUUUUGUGUGUUGAGAAAAAAAUGUAUGAACCAAUUUUCUUCCUUGUAAAUGUUCGCACUUACAAAUUUUUUAUGGUAAGAGUCGGAAAAUAUCCCUCUCUUGUACAAAUUGAUAUUUCCCACCAUACAUGUUUUGUCUCCUCUGUAUUUUCUGUAGAAUAGUGAAAAGGAGUCUGGUGACAUAACCCUCCACAAUAUAUCACCAGAGGAUUUUGCCAUUAUUUUGAAGUUUGCUUACACCGGUCAAGUUGAUGUGACAAGUGACAAUGUUCAAAGUGUGCUCACUGCAGCAGACUAUUAUCGAAUUGACACCAUGAAGAAAGAGUGCAGCAAGUUCAUGGCAUCCUCUUUAGAUGUGGACAAUGUCUGCGAUGUUUUAAUGUUUGCCAUCAAAUACUCUUUGCCCAGCCUGGAAGAACAAUCCCUCGCUUUCUUGAGACAAAACUUGGAAAGUAUUUUCAAAACAGAAGGGUUCUUUCAAAUUUUGGAUCCGUUGUACUUGGCCAAAAUACUGGAGGAUGAUAACUUGGUUCUAUACAACAACAAAGUUCUUCUCAAGUCUGCAGAGAGAGAAAUCCUUGUCUUGAACACAGUGCUACAGUUUUUGACUGCGAGAAGAAUUGAUGAUCCGUCAGUUUUUCAAAGACUGAUAAGAGCUGUCCGGUUUCCUUUCAUCCCAGAAGACGCCUUGAAUCAUUGCUUAGACAACUUUGAAAAAAUUGAGAUGGAUUUACACGAGGAUAUAAGGCUGAGGGAGGCGGUAGAGGCGGAGAGAGUGGCUGCAGAAGUCCCAGAGUCGUGGUCACGGCCUAGAAAAUUUACAUCACCUGAGAUAUAUAACACGGGAAGAAGAAAGCGUUAUGCUGCUGGAGGGCAGAUACAAAGGUCUCCUGAACCGCCAGGUCACUUGGUUGAAGAUCUAAACCUUGAAAUCCAUAGGAUUGAUUUGUGGAUCCGACUGUGGGAUGGCCGUCCAGUAAUUGGGGGCCUGCAAAUCAGAUAUCGGGACCCUAACUCGGGUCACCUGUGUCCAUCUGUGUAUGAGAAAGGCGAGUGCCAACAGGGUAUUGAGCACCAUUAUGUCGAGCUGCAGAAAAAUGAAUUUAUUACAAAAGUUAUCAUCGGUAGCGGCUACCUGGUAGACAGACUUGGCUUUGAAACUAACUUGGGUAGAGACUACGGGCCGUUCGGAGGUCCAGGGGGCUCUGAGCAAAGAGAGGUGGCCCCUGACAGUCCAUUCUCAUAUUUGUUUGACAUCAACUGUGACAGCACGUCAACACAAGGUGCAGAUGCUGUCUUUAACCUCAUGCUGCGGUGGGUGGCAUUUAAAGAAUAAUGCCUUGAAAUUUACAUCAGAAAUUGAUUUCAAUUGAAAGGUUAGCACUUUUUGUGAUUUAUUAAAUAUUUUUUAAAAACAAAAUUAUUGUUGUAGAUUCUAGGAUUGCAACAAAAUUAUUGUUGUAGAUACUAGGAUUGCAACAAAAGUAUUGUAGAUACUAGGAUUGCAACAAAAUUAUUGUUGUUGAUACUAGGACUGCAGAGGUUUUUUUAAAAAAAAAUGUCCAUAACUGGGACUUGAGAUGAAUGACUGUAACACCAGGUUCAUAGUGAUAAAUGCUUUCUUCUGCAGAUCAAAAUUAACUGACAAAAUGGACACCCCCUUUUCAAUGUGUUUUAUUUAUUUGCUCAUUUAAUCUGCCAUGACCAAAAUUUAAAAUUAACCAAGAUUCAACAUCUGUUUAAAUUUCAAUGACUUUGACAGCAGCUUAAAAAUGUCCACUGUCACUGGCGCAAGUCCUGAUGAAAGUUGUGUUUCAUGAAUUCUUGAAAUCAUUUAACCAGAUCUUCAUAUGACAUGCCUCAAUUGCAAAUGUUUACUUGUUCUUUUUCUUAUUUUGUUCAUUGCUUCCUAUCAGUGAUUGCAAGGAGAAUGAUGGGCCUUUGUUAAAUUAUUCCUAGUCAUGCUCACUGCUCCUAUAUAAAACUGCUUUAUAUGUGGCCUUAUUAUUGUUAUAUUCACAAGCUUUCAAGUCAUAGAACCAGUUUGUGCUGGCAAAAAAAAAAGUAUUUCUAUAAAAGCAAAGCAGAGAUACAGGUUGUAUUAAAAUUAAUUCUUCCUGCACUGUGUAGUGCAACAAUUUGUUUCCACAUUUCCCUGUGCACAGACACAUUGACGUAUGUCCAAUUUUUUAAAUGUCUCCCUCAAAGUCUUUCUUGUUUCCCCAUUUAUGGUGUAUAGCAAAGGCUGUAUGCUCAAGACUGAGCAGCAGAGACCAUUAUGUUGAAUCCAGUCACUGCACUCUGCUCCUUCUUUGUUCACAUUGGCUAAAAAUUUGCUGAAAUCAGAUGUUUAAAGAGAAGUGUACAUUGUCAGUGGAGGAGUUUCUUGUGUAUGAUGUAUAAAUGAAGUAAUUAUUUCUCUCAUUUCAAGUUAUCAAUAAUUUGAAAGAGUCCCCUUAUUUGGAUGUUCAUCAUUGAACUGCUUUAUCUUCUAUUCCUGGUAGUCAAGUUUAUUCAGUAAUAACACUUGUAAUUAUAUUUGAUCUUAUAUAUACCAUUAAUUCCUUUAUUAAUUUGAACCUUUGGCAUCAACCCUGCAAUAUUGAUUACUUUAUAUUACUGUAAAAAACAAAAUACAUGGCUUGGUUUUUGUACUUUGAAGAAUAAUUAAAGAUUUAUGUUUUUUUUUCCCCUGAUUUUAAUGGAUUUUUGUGUGCCUGUGCAGACAAACCACUUAUCUUGUUACAUUAUUUUGUCAAUGUUUAAAAUACC
Messenger RNA from Lymnaea stagnalis (great pond snail), 7926 nucleotides. Lineage: Eukaryota; Metazoa; Mollusca; Gastropoda; Lymnaeidae. The record is from the annotation of a GenBank genome assembly.